Molecule: messenger RNA, 459 nt
Organism: Penicillium salamii
Lineage: Eukaryota; Fungi; Ascomycota; Eurotiomycetes; Eurotiales; Aspergillaceae
Source: the annotation of a GenBank genome assembly
AUGCGUUUCUCUAUCGCUGCUCUCGUUGCCGGUGCCGCUGGCGCCGUUGCCUCCGGCGUGACCACUGAGGUUGUCACUGCCUACACCACCUACUGCCCCGAGGCCACUUCCAUCGUCCACGGCAGCCAGACCUACAGCAUCUCCACCCCCGGCCACAUCACCAUGACCAACGGCCCCUACACUGUCACCCGUCCUAUCCAGACCUCCGCCGUGACUCAGUGCCAGAGCUGCUCUACCGCCGUUCCCCAGGUUAGCGCCAGCAGCGUUCCCGUCAUCCCCAUUGCUCCUACCGCUGCUGCCUCUACUCCUCUGGUUCCCGGCGUUGAUGCCACCGGCUCUGCUGGUGCCUCCGGUACUCCCGUGCCCUCUCCCGUCUUCAACGCCGCUGCAGCUAACGCUGCCGCCGGUGCUGGUGCCGGUCUCGCGGCCGUCUUCGGUGCCUUUGCCCUCCUGCUGUAA